This is a messenger RNA of Juglans regia (Persian walnut), 1881 nucleotides long. Its product is annotated as protein FAR-RED IMPAIRED RESPONSE 1-like. The coding region runs from base 1 to 1881 and encodes 626 amino acids. Gene Ontology annotation, biological process: regulation of DNA-templated transcription. The transcript is spliced from 3 exons. Gene Ontology annotation, molecular function: zinc ion binding. The record is from RefSeq and is a predicted model, not a curated record. NCBI's taxonomy places the organism in Eukaryota, Viridiplantae, Streptophyta, Magnoliopsida, Fagales, Juglandaceae.
AUGGAUGCCGAUAUAGAAUUUUCAAAUAAUGAGUGUGAUGAGGUAGAAAUUGAUAAGGAGAUUGGAGGUGAUGAAACAAUUGAAGAACCUACGGUUGGAAUGCAAUUUUCAUCUGUAAAAGAAGUGCAUGCUUAUUAUAUGAAGUAUGGUAAGAAGAAAGGGUUUGGGGUAUCUAAAAGGAAUAUUAGACAGGAUGACGAUGGGACAGUGAUAUUGGAUCACGUCCACGCCUGUAGUUCGGGGAAGGCAAAACAUUUUAGAUGCUUUAAAAAGGUUGAUGCUCGUGUUGCCAAGAGGCUUGAAAUAAAUGACGAGGCAGGUAUAAGGUUGUCCAAAAAUUUUAAGUCUUUGGUUGUUGAGGCGGGGGGUUAUGAGAAUUGCGCAUUCGGGGAGGAGUGUCGAAACUACAUUGACAAAGCACGACGACUUCACCUCGGGGCAGACGCUCGGAGUAGAGCUGUGUAUGAAUCAUUUGGGGAUGUUAUUACAUUUGAUACAACAUAUCUCACUAAUGCUUAUAAAAUGCCUUUUGCACCGUUUGUGGGUGUGAACCACCAUGGACAGUCAAUCCUACUCGGUUGCGGAUUGAUAUCCAAUGAGGACGCAGAUACAUUUGAGUGGUUGUUUCAGUCAUGGUUGCAGUGUAUGAAUAACCAACCGCUAAACGCAAUCAUCACAGACCAAGACAAGGCCAUGAAAAUUGCAAUAUCGAGGGUGUUUCCAAUUUCUAGGCAUCGAUUCUGCUUGUGGCAUAUAAUGAAAAAACUUCCUGAGAAAUUUGGCUCACAUUGUCGAUACGGGAAAAUAAAGAGUACCAUACAUAGAUGCGUAUAUUACUCUUUCAGUCAGCAUGAGUUUGAUGAACAUUGGUGCCGUAUGCUCGAUACAUAUGAUUUGAAUGAGAAUGCAUGGUUAGUAUCACUGUAUAGUGAUCGACAUUAUUGGGUGCCGGCCUAUGGUAGAGACACAUUCUGGGCAGGAAUGUCAACCACACAGCGAAGUGAAGGAAUGAAUGCAUUUUUUGACGACUAUGUUCACUCUAGAACUACUCUGAAGCAAUUUGUUGACCAGUAUGAUUCGGCCCUUAGGAGGAAGGUAGAGAAUGAAGCAAUUGCUAACUUCAAUUCCUUUAACAAGGACAUUCCUUGCAUCAGUCGCUAUCCUCUUGAGAAGCAAUUUCAAAGUGCAUAUACUCUUGCUAAAUUCAAAGAGGUACAAGAGGAAUUGCGAGGAUUUCUAUAUUUGACUACUAAGGAGAUGGGGUGUGAGGAUGGUAGAUAUAUGUUCGUUGUUGUGGAUGAGAUUCAAGUUGGUAAUGACUUAUUAAAACGUGUAACAUUUAAUGUGGAAGUUGAUCAAGAUCCCCUUGAUGUGAAAUGCAGUUGUAAGUUAUUUGAGUUUAAGGGUAUUUUGUGUAGACACGCUCUCCGUGUCUUAACUCAAAUGGGCCAACAUACAAUACCAUCAAAAUACAUAUUGGAUCGGUGGAGGAAAGAUAUUAAGCGAAAAUACACCUUCGUGAAAAGUAGUUAUGACACUACUAGCAUCGACGAUGCACGAAGGUACGAUAGGAUCCAAAAUUGUUUCUAUGAACUGUGUUCCAAUGCUUCAAAGGCUGAGAGCAGUUGUGUUAAAUUGAUUAGUCAGAUAGAACAGUUGAAGACACAGUACCCUGGUAUCGCUGAUCAUGACACUAGCAACACAGUUGAUACAGCUCCUUCGACGGAGGCUUCAACCCCUAGAGUUCUUAGUCCUUUGGUAGUUCGGAGUAAGGGAAGACCACCGUCUAAGAGAAAAGUGCACCCCGCUAAGAAGAGUAUUAAGAAAUCGAGUACGAAAAGGCGAUUGCACAACAACCAAGCUGAGGUUCAUUUUUAUUAA